Molecule: messenger RNA, 1096 nt
Organism: Daphnia pulicaria
Lineage: Eukaryota; Metazoa; Arthropoda; Branchiopoda; Diplostraca; Daphniidae
Product: serine/threonine-protein phosphatase 6 regulatory ankyrin repeat subunit C-like
Exons: 7
Coding region: 70-987 (305 amino acids)
Molecular function (GO): protein binding
Source: RefSeq, a predicted model, not a curated record
CUCUGACGUCUUGGGAGUUUGUCGGAGUCGAAGCCAUUCGACAUUUUGGCUUCGCACGGUCCAUCUUGAAUGGAAAAGAUGAGAGCCCGAAUAUCUCCAGCCGAGUUACAUUUAGCCGUCAGAGUCGGACAGGUCGAGCACGUCAAAAGUCUUUUUUCAUCGGGAGCCGAUCCCAACGCCAUCUAUAGAGGGAUGACCCUUUUAGGAAUGGCCAUAUCCUCUCAAGACAAAGCUCUUGUCCAAGUGAUUUUAAGCGCAGGCGCGGACGUUUGUCUCCCGAGCCAUGGCUCCAAUGGCCGGCUCGAACCACCCCUCUACACCGCGUGCAGGCUGAAAGACGACGAAUUGGCAGAGCUUCUCAUAAGAUCGGGAGCGAAUUUGAACUCGACCGACUUCUAUGGGCACACCCCGCUAUGGGUGGCCACAAAAGGACAAAGGCCAUUGCUCGUCGCCAAGUUGUUGGCUGCUGGAUCGCGCGUCGGCUCCGUCGACGACUAUCCGUGGAGCCAAUGUCCUUUAUAUCUGGCGACGAAAUAUCUUGGAUAUAGAGGGCGGCAUCAGUUGGCCAUGUUCCUGAUGGCUGCCGGUGCCGAUCCAACGCGAAUGGAUUCCAAGGGGAGAAGUGCCAUUUAUUGGAGUUUGAGAAAUCGAGAUCACGACCUGUUUGCUUUCAUGAUUGAUUCGUUUAAUCCUCGUUGUUGGGAUUCCAUGCUUCAGAAACGGGUGGAAGAAUUAAUUGGGGAAUUGCCGGAAACUCAUUUGAAGACACUUCAGAAUCAGUUGUAUAAUCCGCCGAGUUUGGCCAAGCAAUGUCGACUGGUGAUUCGAUUGCAUUUGCUACAAAAAUUCAACUACCGUUCGCUGUUCCUACUCGUUCCUCGGCUUCCACUUCCGGUUCUUAUUCAACGAUUUCUACUUUUGGAUCAAGAACUGCCCGACGAAGAAACAACACCUUGCUACAUGAAAGACAUAAGUAUCAAAACUUAGACGAGCAAAUAUUAGUGAUUUUUAGAGAAAAAUCCAAUUCCAAGUGUCGAGAUGUAAUGCAAUAUUUUGUACGAACACUGCCAAUGAAAUACAAAAUUUACAAUAUUAA